Molecule: messenger RNA, 3108 nt
Organism: Tachysurus vachellii
Lineage: Eukaryota; Metazoa; Chordata; Actinopteri; Siluriformes; Bagridae
Product: calpain-1 catalytic subunit-like
Exons: 19
Coding region: 215-2263 (682 amino acids)
Biological process (GO): proteolysis
Cellular component (GO): cytoplasm
Molecular function (GO): calcium-dependent cysteine-type endopeptidase activity; calcium ion binding
Source: RefSeq, a predicted model, not a curated record
AAUUUGACUUGUCUAGUCUUGUUGAAAAAAAAACCUUAGGGAAUGAAGCGGUAUUAUUCUCAGGAAAAUAUGAAGAUAGGUGGAGCAUUGAGGCCAACCUUUGAACGCCUCAGGCAAACAAAAAGACAUAUGAGACACAAACAAAAAACUAGACUACCAUUUUUCAGCGUGAGAUCUCACUACCUUCUGCCAUUGAGAAUAACAAAAUUCUAAGAUGCCUGCUCCUGGUGUGUGCAUGAAUAUCAUAAAGGAGCGUCAGCAAAGCGGUGGUGUGGGGACAUUAAGUAACCCAAAGAAGUUCCUGGGCCAGGACUAUGAGUUGCUUCGCCAGUAUUAUCUUAUCAGAGACAGGAGAUAUAUUGAUGACAUGUUCCCCCCUGACAGCACUUCUAUCGGAGAAAACUUGCUACGGCCUGAGGAAUUGGCUAAAGUGGAAUGGAUAAGACCAACGAAACUGGUGCCAAAUCCAAGUCUGAUUGUUGAUGGUGUGUCCAGGUUUGACUUUGCCCAGGGCGUAGUGGGUAACUGCUGGUUUCUAGCUGCAGUUGGUGCGCUCACAUUUCAGAAGCCCAUCAUGCAGAAGGUCUUUCCAGAUGGACAGUCAUUUGAGAAGGAUUAUGUAGGAAUAUUUCACUUUAGGUUCUGGAGGUUUGGCAAAUGGGUUGAUGUUGUAAUUGAUGACAAACUACCUACCAUUAAUGGACAACUCAUUUUUGUACGCCCUAAAAUCCAAAAUUCCAGAAUUCCUGAGUUUUGGCCUGCCCUGUUAGAAAAGGCAUAUGCCAAAGUGUGUGGGUCUUAUGAAGACAUGAAAUUUGGCUGGGUAUCUGAAGCCCUGAAGGAUUUUACUGGUGGCGUGCACAUGACUGUAGACCCCCAAAAUGAGAACCCUCAAAAAUUGUGGGACUUGAUCAAUCGAGCAGCCAGAGCCAACUCUCUGAUGGGUUGUGGUACACCUGGAAAUUCAGCGCUUAAUUCACAACAGAACAAUGGUCUAGUGGAGGGACAUGCCUACACUGUAACAGGAGUCACCAUGGUGAAAAGCAAUGGCAAUCCAGUUCUGCUGGUAAGGCUGUUAAACCCCUGGGGACACACAGAAUGGAAGGGAAGCUGGUGUGAUGGAUCAGAAUCAUGGUCAACGGUCAGUGAAGAAGAACGCAAAGCAUGCACAAAUUUUGUAGACGAUGGAGAGUUCUGGAUGUCUAUGGAAGAUUUCUGCAAAUGCUUCUGUCAGCUGGAUAUCUGCAAUUACUCUCCUGCUUUUUUGGAUGGCUCUCUUGAAAGCCAUUGGAUUUAUUCAGUGCACGAGGGCCGCUGGCUCGCAGGCAGCACAGCUGGUGGCCCCAUGACACUUUUAGACACUUUCUGGACCAACCCUCAGUUUCCGGUCAGGAUCACUGAGAUAAAAACGUCGUGUGAACCAGGAACAAACCAGGGGCAAAAUAUACUUGUGUCUCUCAUGCAAAUGCCUGAUAAGAGAAACAGACGUCUCACCAGAAAUCUUCACAUGGGAUUCUGCAUUUUCAAGCUGGUAGAAUCUGGUAUGACCUCCACAGUUUCCUUCUUAAGCAACAUUAAUCUGGUGUUUGCACCCAAAGCGAUGCUUGAUACACGUGAAGUAACAGAGUAUGUGAAGCUGGACCCAGGAGACUAUAUCAUCGUGCCAUUUACUUAUGAAUCCAAUAAAACGGCCUCCUUCGUUCUGGGCCUCUGUUCAAAGACAGAAACUCACACUGGAGAACCCUUUAUGGCCUACAACUAUGAUGAGAAAAUGCUGCGUCAAAUGUCUGAUCAUUAUCAGGAUGUGAAUGCAGAGCAGCUUCAGAGAUUUCUAAAUGAGAAAUAUAUUAAAGGUGGUGUGAAAAACACAGGAGGUUUCAGUUUGGAUGCUUGCCAGAGUAUCGUCGCUAUGAUGGAUCUCUCAGUUACUGGAACACUUAGUGCGCAUGAACUCGGUGAGCUGUUGAGAAAAACUGAUGUGUACAAGGAUAUUUUCUACCGUGUGGACAGCAACAGAGACGGCAUUCUGUCACUGACAGAGCUUCGGCAUGCAAUAGAAGCCACAGGCUUUCGUAUUAGUGAUAAGUUGCUGGAACUUACAAAUCUACGCUUUGCUGACUCCACUGGUCGAAUCAGUCUGGAAAGAUUCAUCUAUCUGGCUCUACGUCUAAGCUGCAUGUCUGAAAUAUUCAGUAAACUUGGCGACAGCAAUUUCUUGCAUCUCAGAGAGCAUGAGUGGCUGCACCUUACUAUGUACUCCUGAAGAAGAACCAUAAGAACGGAACAUUUCAACUUCAUAUUAUUGUAACAUUUCCUUGGGUUACUUUUAAAAAAUCUACCUAAUGGCUAUCUUUCUUUUUUUCAUUCAGUCAAGGGAUGUUUAAAAUAUAGCACAUUACUGUCUGCAACAUGUUGGGACAAGGGGUUAUAAUACACAGCAUUUUGUUUUGUUGGUACUUGAACUUGAGCAUGAAAUUAUGUUUGGGAAUCUAGUGAAUUAUUUGCCAACUUGCUCUGAGCAAAUGUCAAAAUGUUUUUUUUUCCCCACUACACAUACAAUACAAGCUCAUACACUGCUGACAGCAUUUAAGUACAAAAUGAGACUUUAAAUGUUGUGCCACACCUCUCACCAGUGUGCCAAGUUCUCCCUGUAUUGUUUCAUGACAGCAUGAAGCUGCCAUCUAGUGGAACUAAACACGGCCUUCAGAGCAAAUCAGACCCUAAAUCAACUGAAACCUUGUUUGUACCUUGUACACUGGUUUGACCUCAUUAAAUUUUCCUUGUUGAUUCGCUUACUUUAAAUAGUAGAAGCAUACUUACAAGAGGUUGGAGAAAAGCCUGAAUGAUGAAUGGUGCCUAAAUACAGAGGCUUCUGAUAGGAUUAUAGGAUAGAGUGUAAGAGUGUUUUCUCAGCAAUUCUAGGAUUUCCAGCUAAACCUGUAUUUUGAAGUUUUAGAAAUUAAACGGACUGCUGUAAAGUCUGAAUUGUGGCUGUAUCUCUUGUAACCUGAUCUCUUAUGGCUGUAUGAUUGUGGAUUAACUCUCUUCUUAUCUCUUACAAGAUAAAAAACAAACAAAGCAACAAAAACAUUAAAAAAUUUCAGUUGA